UCCUUAAGACUCCAUUCCCCAGCAAGCUCUGCGCGUAGCGUGAGCUAUGGAGCCGCAGGUCGCAGAACUGAAGCAGAAGAUUGAGGACACGUUGUGCCCUUUUGGCUUCGAGGUUUACCCCUUUCAGGUGGCAUGGUAUAAUGCACUCCUGCCUCCAACCUUCCACCUAACCCUGCCAGGACCUACCCUGGCCUUCCUAGUACUCAGCACACCUGCCAUGUUUGAUCGGGCCCUCAAACCGUUCCUGCAGAGCUGCCACCUCCAACGACUGACUGACCCUGUGGACCAAUGUGUGGCCUACCACUUGGGCCGAGUUAGAGAGAACCUCCCAGAAUUGCAAAUCGAAGUCAUCGCUGACUAUGAAGUACACCCCAAUCGGCGCCCCAAGAUUCUGGCCCAGACUGCAGCCCAUGUGGCAGGGGCUGCUUACUACUACCAACGAAAGGAUGUGGAGGCUGACCCCUGGGGGGACCAGCACAUAUCGGGUGUGUGCAUACACCCCCGAUAUGGGGGCUGGUUUGCCAUCAGAGGAGUGGUGCUCCUGCCAGGAAUAGAGGUGCCAGAUCUGCAACCCACAAAGCCCCUGGACUGUGUACCUAAAAGAGCUGACCGAAUCACCUUGCUUGAAGGGUUUAAUUUCCACUGGCGUGACUGGACAUACCGGGAUGCUGUGACACCACAGGAGCGCUACUCAGAAGAGCAGAAGGCUUACUUUUCCACUCCACCUGCCCAACGUUUAGCCUUCUUGGGCUUGGCCCAGCCCUCAAAGGAUCCUAGCUCUAGGCCUGCUGAACUACCUUUUACAGUACACAGACCCAAAAACCCCCAGAAUCCCAGCAGAGUCCGCGGCUGGCUCAGCCCCCAUGUCUCACCACCAGCAUCCCCUGGCCCUUCCCUCCCCUGAGAUCCCUAUUGAUAAGUGGGACUUGCUGGGACUUGUUUUGCUUUUUGGCAAGGCAAGGUUUUAUUUUAGGUAUAUUCUUGAUAGAAGAAUUCUAGAGAUCUUCAAUGAAGAUAAGGCUCAGAAUUUAGUCAAAACAAAUCAAAGAUCCAGAAUUCCCACCUGGCUUGGAAUAUGGGAUUAUUCCUGUUUGCAUUUCUCCGCAAUGCUCCAAAAUGCUACUUGUUAUGAAGUCUUGGGGCACCUGGGUGACUCAGUAUGUUAAAUGUCUGCCCUCAGCUUAGGUCACAAUCCUGGGUUCCUGGGAUCAAGCCCCACAUUUGGUUCCCUGCUCCUCAGGGAGACAGCUUCUCCCUCUCUGCCCUUCCCCCUGCUUGUCCUGUCAAAUAGAAUCUUAUUUAAAAUGGCUUUCUAAAGGGUUAUCAUCCACUAAUGGCAUCUGCCUCAUAGGCUUAUUGUGGGUAAUGAAUAAAUACAUGUAAAGCACUUCUGAAA
This is a messenger RNA of Lutra lutra (Eurasian river otter), 1396 nucleotides long. RefSeq names its product metabolism of cobalamin associated C (gene MMACHC). Bases 47 to 904 code for a protein of 285 amino acids. The record is from RefSeq and is a predicted model, not a curated record. Gene Ontology annotation, cellular component: cytoplasm. Gene Ontology annotation, biological process: cobalamin metabolic process. Gene Ontology annotation, molecular function: demethylase activity; cyanocobalamin reductase (cyanide-eliminating) (NADP+) activity; FAD binding. NCBI's taxonomy places the organism in Eukaryota, Metazoa, Chordata, Mammalia, Carnivora, Mustelidae. The transcript is spliced from 4 exons.